GCGAUUCCUUAGCAAGCCCAACCAGUUGGGUGUUGUGGCUGUUGGAUUCAACGGCGGACAGGUACGAAUCCCCAGUACCCCACUACGAGAAUGAGAGAGAGAGAGAGAAAACGACAACGACAACAGAUCAGAAGACUGACUUUGUAUCAGUGCAAACUAGGCGUCGAAGCGGCUCCCCUGGCGUUGAUCGAAGCCGGUCUUCUCAACCAGCUCCGCGAUGACUUGGAUUACGAACUUCACUAUGACGACACCGUGCAUUACUACGAGAAUGUGACACCCUUGAAUGACCCCGACCACCGAGGCAUGAAGAAGCCCCGAUCGGUGAGCGCCGUGACAGAAACUCUGAGCUCGCAGGUCUACAACCACGCCAAGGAGGGCAAGUUUGUCCUGACCCUGGGCGGAGACCACUCCAUCGCCGUCGGCACUGUCUCUGGCACUGCUAAGGCCAUUCGCGAGAGACUUGGCCGGGAGAUGGCUGUGAUCUGGGUUGAUGCUCACGCUGACAUCAACACUCCCGAGACGAGUGACAGUGGUAACAUCCACGGCAUGCCCAUGUCGUUCUUGACCCGGUUGGCUCGGGGAGACCAGAAGGAUAUCUUUGGUUGGAUGGAAGACGAGCACACCAUCAGCCCCCGCAAGCUGGUGUACAUUGGUCUGCGGGAUGUUGACCGUGGAGAGAAGCAGAUUCUCAGAGAGAAUGGAAUCAAGGCAUUUAGCAUGCACGACAUUGACAGAUAUGGAAUUGGUCGCGUGGUCGAGAUGGCCCUGGCCCAUAUUGGAAACGACACUCCCAUUCACUUGUCAUUCGAUGUCGAUGCACUGGACCCCCAAUGGGCCCCCAGCACCGGUACUCCUGUUCGUGGUGGUUUGACUCUCCGUGAGGGUGACUUCAUCUGCGAAUGCGUCCACGAGACCGGCAACCUGGUUGCGAUGGAUCUGGUCGAGGUCAACCCGAGUCUCGACACGAUUGGAGCGACAGAGACCAUCCGGGCUGGCUGCUCGUUGGUCCGCAGUGCGUUGGGAGAUACGUUGCUGUGAGGAAAUGAGAAUUGACGACUACGAUGACUAUUACUGUAAUACCGGCAAAACUUUUAGACGACGAUCGCAUGGCCGAUCAGGACCUCAUAGGAUCUAGAUGACUCCAAUGAUACUUCUAUGUUACUUGAUAUCUAUCUACAUGUAGUAUGUAGAGCAUUGAUGGCGUAUCUGCAUGUUGAUCAUAGCGGGGAAUAAACAACUCCACUACAACUCC
Molecule: messenger RNA, 1252 nt
Organism: Aspergillus wentii DTO 134E9
Lineage: Eukaryota; Fungi; Ascomycota; Eurotiomycetes; Eurotiales; Aspergillaceae
Product: arginase
Exons: 2
Coding region: 91-1038 (315 amino acids)
Cellular component (GO): nucleus; cytosol; cytoplasm
Molecular function (GO): manganese ion binding; arginase activity
Source: RefSeq, a predicted model, not a curated record